AUGAAAAAUCUUAUCUUCAAAUCGAUUGCCAAGUUCUCACAGGCCAAAAAUAGUUAAUACUUUGUACAAUUAGAAAACUAAUAUGGAUGUCACAAUUAUCAUCCUUUGCCUGUUGUAAUUUCCAAAGGAAAAGGAAUAUAUGUUUGGGAUCAAGAAGGAAAGAAGUAUAUGGACUUUUUAGCAGCAUAUUCAGCAGUUAAUUAAGGUCACUGUCAUGAGAAGAUCUAUUAAGAAUUAAUCCAAUAAGCCUCUCAAUUGACUUUAACUUCAAGAGCGUAAGAUAAAAUAUGAUAUUAGAUUUUAUAACAAUAAACUAGGAGAGGCUGAGAAGUACAUAACCUAAUUAUUCAAAUACGACAAGGUGUUAUUUAUGAAUUCAGGAGUGGAGGCAGGAGAAUCGGCAAUUAAAUUUGCCAGAAGAUGGGCAUACAAUGUAAAAAAGGUUCCUGAAAAUUAAGCAAGAGUUCUUUUUGCAAAUGGCAAUUUCUGGGGUAGAACUAUAGCAGCAUGCGGUAGUAGUGAUGAUCCCGAAAGAUAUAAUAAAUUCGGACCAUUCGGUGGUUUGAACUUUGAUCUCGUCGAUUACAACAAGUAAUCAAAAUUGCAUAUUCUAUAUAGUGUUGAAGCAAUUGAAUCUAAGUUUAAAGCUAAUCCAAAUUAUGCUGCCAUUUUCUUUGAAGCCAUCCAAGGGGAAAAUGGUGUAAUAAUUCCAGAUUCAAAUUACUUGAAAUAAGUAAGAUCAUUAUGCGAUAAAUACAAUGUUUUGAUGAUUGUCGAUGAAAUCUAAACAGGUUUAGGCAGAACUGGCAAAAUGUUAGCUGUAGAACAUGUAUCUAAUAUUGAAUUAUACAAUAGGAAAAUGUCAGGCCCGAUAUGGUGUUGUUGGGCAAAGCAUUAUCAGGAGGAUUCUAUCCAAUAUCUGCAGUUUUGGCUGAUGAUUAGAUUAUGUUGCAAAUUAAGCCAGGCGAACACGGAUCCACUUAUGGUGGCAAUCCUUUGGCAGCUAGUCUAUGCAUUAAAGCCUUAGAGGUUUUGCAAGAAGAAAAAAUGAUUGAAAAUGCCAACAAUCUAGGCAAAGUGAUGGAGAAAAGAUUAGGUGCAUUGAAGAAAUUCAAUAAUGUCACUCAAAUUAGAAGCAGGGGAUUAAUGGGAGCCAUUCAAUUCUAAGAGGGAAAAGGGGAUGUUGCUUGGGAUUUCUGCCUUAGAUUGGCAAAAGAAGGACUUCUUUGCAAACCCACUCACAAGACCAUAAUGAGGUACUUAACUUAUAUAAUCUCUUAGAUUAACUCCACCUUUAAUCAUUAAUGAAUAAGAACUUAAUUCUGCUUUCGAUACAAUAGAAAAAGUCUUAAAGACAUUAUGAGUGAUGAG
Molecule: messenger RNA, 1371 nt
Organism: Paramecium octaurelia
Lineage: Eukaryota; Ciliophora; Oligohymenophorea; Peniculida; Parameciidae
Source: the annotation of a GenBank genome assembly